AUGAAGGCAAGAAAGCUCGGUGAAGGAACCUACGGUUCCGUUUCCAGUGCCGUGCACAAGCAGACUGGUGUGGUUCGUGCGAUCAAGACUAUGUCCAAGGGGCAGAUGAAGAACCUGGCUCGCUUCAAGCAAGAGGUAGCCAUCAUGAAGGUCAUGGAUCACCCGAACAUCAUCAAACUCUUCGAGACCUUCGAAGAUCGAAGACAAAUCUACCUGGUGAUGGAGCUCUGCUCGGGGGGAGAACUUUUCGACCGGAUCAUCGAGGCCGGCCACUUCAGGGAAUCCGACGGCGCCAUUGUGGUGUCCCACAUCCUGCAUGCUAUCUUCUACAUGCACAAGAUGGAUGUCUGCCACAGAGAUCUGAAGCCGGAGAACUUCCUGUUCCUGACCAAGGACUCGAUCGACAAGAAUGUCCUCAAGCUGAUAGACUUUGGGCUCUCCAGCCCAGCUUCCGAUGGGAAGGUCAUGUCCACGAAGGCCGGGACGCCCUACUACGUGGCGCCGCAGGUGCUGCAGGGGAAGUACGACAAAUCCUGUGACUUGUGGAGCUGCGGGGUGAUCAUGUACACCAUGCUCUGUGGAUAUCCUCCCUUCUACGGGAAGACGGACCACGAGGUGCUUCACAAGGUGAAGUCUGGCAACUUUACCUUUGAUCAGAAGGAUUGGAAGAAUGUCUCAGACGAUGCGAAGGCACUGAUAAGGAUGCUGAUCAAGUUUGAUCCAGCUGAGCGCUACACGGCCGAGCAGGCACUGCAGCACGAGUGGAUCAGGUGCCGGGCACCGCGAUCAACCACAGCAUCACUGCAGGCCGGUAUUGUGGACAACCUUCGUGCCUUCCAGAACCAACACAAGAUGAAGAAG
This is a messenger RNA of Symbiodinium necroappetens, 861 nucleotides long. The record is from the annotation of a GenBank genome assembly. NCBI's taxonomy places the organism in Eukaryota, Dinophyceae, Suessiales, Symbiodiniaceae.